Molecule: messenger RNA, 1035 nt
Organism: Procambarus clarkii (red swamp crayfish)
Lineage: Eukaryota; Metazoa; Arthropoda; Malacostraca; Decapoda; Cambaridae
Source: RefSeq, a predicted model, not a curated record
AUGAAUGAAUUAGUUAGGGAAGGUGCCAGUGUGGCCCUCAAGUGCCUUAAGGCAGGGGGAAGAGUGCCACCCUCCUCUACUCCAGUGCCACCCUCUACUCCAGUGCCACCCUCUACUCCAGUGCCGCCCUCCUCUACUCCAGUGCCACCCUCCUCUACUCCAGUGCCACCCUCCUCUACUCCAGUGCCACCCUCUACUCCAGUACCACCCUCCUCUACUCCAGUGCCACCCCUCCUCUACUCCAGUGCCACCCUCCUCUACUCAAGUGCCACCCUCUACUCCAGUGCCACCCUCUACUCCAGUGCCACCCUCCUCUACUCCAGUGCCACCCCUCCUCUACUCCAGUGCCACCCUCCUCUACUCCAGUGCCACCCUCCUCUACUCCAGUGCCACCCCUCCUCUACUCCAGUGCCACCCUCCUCUACUCCAGUGCCACCCUCCUCUACUCCAGUGCCACCCUCCUCUACUCCAGUGCCACCCUCCUCUACUCCAGUGCCACCCUCCUCUACUCCAGUGCCACCCUCCUCUACUCCAGUGCCACCCUCCUCUACUCCAGUGCCACCCUCCUCUACUCCAGUGCCACCCUCCUCUACUCCAGUGCCACCCUCCUCUACUCCAGUGCCACCCUCUACUCCAGUACCACCCUCCUCUACUCCAGUGCCACCCCUCCUCUACUCCAGUGCCACCCUCCUCUACUCCAGUGCCACCCUCUACUCCAGUGCCACCCUCUACUCCAGUGCCACCCUCCUCUACUCCAGUGCCACCCUCCUCUACUCCAGUGCCACCCCUCCUCUACUCCAGUGCCACCCUCCUCUACUCCAGUGCCACCCUCCUCUACUCCAGUGCCACCCCUCCUCUACUCCAGUGCCACCCUCCUCUACUCCAGUGCCACCCUCCUCUACUCCAGUGCCACCCUCCUCUACUCCAGUGCCACCCUCCUCUACUCCAGUGCCACCCUCCUCUACUCCAGUGCCACCCUCCUCUACUCCAGUGCCACCCUCCUCUACUCCAGUGCCACCCUCCUCAUUGUAUUGA